This is a messenger RNA of Solea solea (common sole), 4680 nucleotides long. RefSeq lists its product as uncharacterized. Gene Ontology annotation, molecular function: calcium-dependent cysteine-type endopeptidase activity; calcium ion binding. Gene Ontology annotation, cellular component: cytoplasm. NCBI's taxonomy places the organism in Eukaryota, Metazoa, Chordata, Actinopteri, Pleuronectiformes, Soleidae. Gene Ontology annotation, biological process: proteolysis. The transcript has 42 exons. The record is from RefSeq and is a predicted model, not a curated record.
GACAAACACGCCAAGGCUCAGCUCACAAAUCAACUCGGACAGAUAAAAUCUAAUCCCACCAUCUAGGUAAGGAUGACAUCCACAGCAGACCGACUGGCCCAUCAGCAGGCUAAGGAGCGAGGCAUUGGCACCAACAAGCAGGCAGUGAAGUUCAAACAGCAGGAUUAUGAAUCUUUGCGGCAGCAGUGUUUAAAACGUGGACGUCUUUUUGAGGACCACUGCUUUCCGGCUGAGUCCAAAUCCUUGGGUUUUAACGAACUGGGACCAUACUCAUCCAAGACCAGGGGAGUGGUCUGGAAGAGGCCGACGGAGCUGUGUUCCAAGCCUAAGUUCAUCGAUGAUGGAGCCACAAGGACAGACAUUUGCCAAGGAGCUCUGGGUGACUGCUGGCUUCUGGCUGCAAUAGCUUCUCUGACUCUGGAGCACCAGAUCCUCGCUCGAGUGGUUCCUCCUGGACAGAGUUUCACAGAAAAGUAUGCCGGGAUAUUUCACUUCCAGUUCUGGCAGUUUGGAGAAUGGACAGAUGUGGUGGUCGAUGACCGUCUGCCCACCAGAGAUGGAAAACUGCUGUUUGUUCACUCGGCACAAGGCUCAGAGUUCUGGAGCGCACUCCUGGAGAAGGCCUACGCUAAGGUCAAUGGCUGCUAUGAGGCGCUGUCAGGUGGAAACACGAUUGAGGGUUUUGAGGAUUUCACAGGGGGAAUUGCAGAGAUAUACACGUUAAACAAGCCUCCACCAAAGCUCUUUCAAAUUAUCCAGAAGGCCCUGAGCCUGGGUUCACUGUUGGGCUGCGCCAUUGAUGUGAGUCUUAUUUUCCUACUCAUUUGCAUGCAAACAAAUGCACUAAGAGUCAUGUCGUACUGGUGGAAUCAGAACUGAAACGUUUGCUCUCUGUGUUUUCAGAUAUCCAGUGCCUAUGAGACAGAGGCAGUUACUGCUUCUAAACUAGUGAAAGGACAUGCAUACUCAGUCACUGGGGCAAAAGAGGUUAGUUACCGGGGCAGAAAAGUUCAACUGAUCCGUGUCAGGAACCCGUGGGGUCAGGUGGAGUGGACGGGGCCUUGGAGUGACAGAUCCAGGGAAUGGAACUACAUCAGUAAAGAUGAGAAAUCAGACCUGUACCAUGUGGCAGAAGAUGGAGAAUUUUGGAUGUCCUACUCAGAUUUCAUCAGACAUUUCUCCAAACUGGAGAUCUGUAACUUGACACCAGACACACUGACCAGCGUUAAUGUCAAGCACUGGAACCAUUACCAGUUUGAAGGGAUGUGGAGGGUUGGCUCCACUGCUGGUGGCUGCCGCAAUCACACAGCCACGUUUUCAUCCAACCCUCAGUAUGUGGUGCGUCUGGAGGAUGUGGAUGAUGAUCCUCUGGAUGACAAGGACGGAUGCACAUUUCUUGUGGGGCUGAUGCAGAAGAACGGACGACAGAAGAAGAGGCUUAACAGCGAGCUUGAGACGAUUGGCUUUGCCAUCUAUAAGGUGCCAGAUGAGUGCAAAGGCCGCAGUAAUGUUCAUCUAGGUCCAGAGAUUCUGCUGCGACAGAGAGCUGUGGCCAUGAGCAGCAGCUUCAUCAACACACGUGAAGUGUGUGACCGCUUCCGGCUUCCCCCCGGGGAAUACGCCAUUGUGCCAUCAACGUUCCACCCUCACAAGAAUGGCAACUUUGUUCUCAGGGUGUUCUCAGAGAAACAGGCCGCAACCAGUCCACUGGAGGAAGACAUCGAUGCUGAAAUAGAGGAGAAGGAGAUAUCUGAGCGUGAUGUGGAUCCUCAUUUCAAGAAUCUCUUUAAGCAGAUCGCUGGAGACGAUAUGGAGGUAUCAACCUUUGAACUGGUUAGAAUUUUGAACAAUGUCGUCUCCCACCGGUCUGAUCUCAAGACGGACGGAUUCAGCCUCGAGACAGGUCGACUUAUUGUCAGUCUUCUGGACAAAGAUGAAAGUUCCAUGUUGGGACUGAUGGAAUUCCAUUUGCUUUGGAGCAAAAUCCAGAGAUAUCUGGAGAUCUUCAAGACUCACGACACGGACAACUCCGGCACCAUGAGCUCCCACGAAAUGAGAGGCGCUGCCACUGAAGCAGGUUUCCAUGUUAACAGUGCCGUGCUGCAGGCCAUUGUCAGUCGCUAUGCCGACGCUCAGUACGCCAUAGACUUUGACAGCUUUGUGGCCUGUCUCAUCAAACUGGAAAUGCUGUUCAAAAUGUUCAAGUCUCUGGAAAGGGUUGACACAGGGAAGAUUGAGCUGGACAUGCAACAGUGGCUGUGCCUGGAACCAGGUGUGAGUCAGGUGAAGCUGCCGAGCUGCGGGCGUGGAGUCAGACUGUUCCUCUUGCACGCACACGAGACACAACCUCACUGUCACACACACACACAAACAAACCCAACACGCACACAGUUCGCGAUGUCUGGCAUUGCAGCAAGGCUUCAGCACCAACGAGAGCGAGCUCACGGGAUCGGAACCAACUCGCACGCGGUGAAAUACCUGAACCAGGACUUUGAGUCUCUGAGGGACAGCUGUCUGGAGAGAGGGCGGCUGUUUGAGGAUGACAACUUCGAGGCUCUGCCCUCAUCCCUUGGCUUCAAAGAGUUGGGACCAAACUCCUACAAAGUUCGGGGCAUCACAUGGAGGAGACCCAAGGAAAUAUGUUCUGAUCCAAAGUUCAUCAUCGAAAAUGCUUCCAGGACGGAUAUUUGUCAAGGAGCACUCGGUGACUGCUGGCUCCUCGCAGCCAUCGCCUCCUUGACUCUGAACAAACAAGUUUUGGCUCGGGUCGUCCCCCAUGACCAAAGCUUUGACGACCACUAUGCAGGCAUCUUUCACUUUGAGUUCUGGCAGUUUGGUGAGUGGGUCGAUGUGGUGGUCGAUGACCGUUUGCCCACCAAAGAUGGAGAGCUGCUGUUCGUUCACUCGACGGAGGGCUCAGAGUUUUGGAGUGCACUGCUGGAGAAGGCCUAUGCCAAGCUGAAUGGAUGUUACGAGGCUCUCUCUGGAGGCAGCACCAUUGAGGGUUUCGAGGACUUCACUGGAGGCAUCGCUGAGAGGCAUGAGUUGAGCAAAGCUGAUCCCCAUCUCUUCCAUAUCAUUACGAAGGCCCUGAAAAGAGGCUCUCUUCUGGGAUGCUCCAUUGAUAUCACCAAUGCACAUGAUUCAGAGGCCGUCACAUAUCAGAAACUGGUGAAGGGCCAUGCCUAUUCAGUGACAGGAGCAGAGCAGGUGGAACACAGAGGAGACAGGGUGCAACUGAUAAGGAUUAGAAACCCGUGGGGUCAGGUGGAGUGGAAUGGUGCCUGGAGUGACAAUUCUUCCGAAUGGAGAUACGUGAGUGACGAUGAUCGAGAGAGGCUGUCGCACCGCUCUGAGGAUGGGGAGUUCUGGAUGUCCUUUUCUGACUUCCUCCGUCAAUACUCUCGCCUUGAGAUCUGCAACCUCACGCCCGACGCCCUCAGCGACGAGUACGCGAAAUGGGCAGAGACAGAGUUUGAAGACACAUGGAGAAGGGGAGUUUCAGCCGGUGGCUGCAGAAACAACCGUGAUACCUUCUGGAUGAAUCCUCAGUUUGUGAUAAAGCUGGAGGAUGUGGACGAUGAGCCUGAUGAUGGGGAGGAGGGCUGCACCUUCAUCGUGGGCCUGAUGCAGAAGAACAAGCGUCGCAGGAGGAAAAUGGGGGAGGACAUGGAGACCAUUGGCUUUGCCAUCUAUGAGCUGCCUGAGGAGUACUCUGGCAAAAGGCAAGUGCACCUGAAGAAAAACUUCUUCCUGCGCAACUGCUCAGCCGCAAGCUCCGAGACGUUCAUCAACCUGCGGGAAGUGAGCAACCGCCUCUGUCUCCCCCCCGGGGAAUACCUCAUCAUCCCCUCCACCUUUGAGAAGAACAAGAACGGAGACUUCUAUGUGCGGGUGUUCUCUGAGAAACCGGCCGAUUUCCAAGAGAUUGAUGACCCGGUGGACAGCCAUGUUGAAGAGAUUCAUAUCGAUGAAGAUGACAUCGGCGACAGAUUCAGGAGUCUGUUUGGACAGCUUGCGGGACAUGAUGUGGAGAUUUGUGUAUUCGAGCUGCAGAGUAUCCUCAACAGAGUGGUGGCAAGGAGAGAUGACAUCAAAACCAACGGGUUCAGCCUGGAGACUUGCCGCAACAUGGUCAAUCUGCUGGAUAAAGAUGGAAGCGGUAAGCUGGGACUGGUGGAAUUUAAGAUCCUGUGGACAAAGAUUGAGAAGUUCCUGGACCUGUACAAAGCGCGAGACGUCGACAAAAGCGGCUGCAUGAGCACUUCUGAAAUGAGGAUGGCUGUUGAGGAUGCUGGAUUCUCUCUAAACAACAGCCUGCAUCAGAUAGUUGUGGCCCGCUACAGCGAUUCAAACCUCUCCAUUGACUUUGACAACUUUGUGUGCAGCCUGAUUCGCCUGGAGUCUCUCUUCAACACCUUCAAGGCCCUGGACAAGGACGGCAAUGGUGUGAUCGAGCUGGGUUUUAAGGAGUGGCUGAGUCUGGCGAUGUUGUAGAACAUCUCUGAAUGUUUUCACUUGAAGAUUCCAGAUUUGCGAUGGAGCAAAUAAUAAUUUAUCACAUCUACAGUAUAUCCGUGAAUGUCUUGAGUUAUCAGUUGAUACACAUUUGUUUUGUCUCCCAAACAUAUUAAUGAGUUUAUUUAGUUUGCUCUUGAAUAAAAUAUAUGUAUGAUCACA